CUCCUGCUGGAGGGCCAGUCGCUAUCAGUGGGUGGAGGAAAGGGAAACUCCCUCGAGUUACCCGCCCGUGGCUAUAAGAUGAGGGAGCCCCCGAGAGAGCGGCUCUCUUUAGCCGUUGCCAUGGCCCUUCCUCCGGCCUCUCAGCAAGUGGGAGAAGCGGGCGGAGGUGAGAAAGAAGCGGGAAGUUCUGCUCCCUGAGCUCACCAACUUGGCGCCGUCGCCUCAGUGCAAGCGGGUCCUUGUGCUUCGCGCCCGCGGGAGUUGUGGAGAGGGGCUAGUAGUAGUAGUAGUAGCGUCAUGCUGGAGCAACGAGUGGCGUCGGCGGCAGAGGGGCUUCCCUCGCCUCAGCCCCGGCUCAAGCCUGCCGCAGUCCGCGCCUUCGCCUUCUAGACCCGCGGGCAUUGCCUCUGCCGCCUCGUGAGUCACUGGAGGUUCCUUGGCGAAAGCGCUUCGUUUCUUUCUGGGGCUUCGCACAGCAGCAGCGUCGGCGGCGGAGAAUGCGAGCGAGCGCCGCUGCGCCGACUUCCCCGCGCGCCUGCCCGGAGCCAAGAUGGGUUCUUACUUUGUGAACGCAACAUUUCAUUCCAAAAUAACUGAAGCCGCUGAUAUUAUUGUUGGAAUCUUCUAUAUUAUAUUUGGCAUAUGCUCCUUUUGUGGGAACAGUAUCCUCCUCUAUGUUUCCUACAAGAAAAAGAACAUAUUGAAACCAGCAGAGUACUUCAUGAUCAAUUUGGCCAUCAGUGACCUUGGUAUGACUCUGACCUUGUACCCUCUAGCUGUUACAUCCAGCCUUUCACACAGGUGGUUAUUUGGCCAACAGGUUUGCUUGUUCUAUGCAUUUUGCGGAGUAUUUUUUGGAAUCUGCAGUCUGUCUACACUAACAUUACUGAGUACUGUGUGCUGCCUAAAAAUUUGUUUCCCAACUUAUGGGAAUAGAUUUAGGAGAGAACACGGUUGGAUCUUGAUAGGAUGCAGUUGGGUCUAUGCAGCCAUUUUUGCCCUUUCCCCACUGGCUCACUGGGGAGAAUAUGGAGCCGAACCUUAUGGUACAGCAUGUUGCAUUGACUGGUAUUCAUCAAAUAUAAACACAACAGCAAUGUCUUACACGAUUGUCCUUUUUGUCUUCUGUUUCAUUAUCCCCUGUGGAGUAAUUGUUGCCUCCUAUACUCUUAUUCUGAUUACGGUGAAAGACUCCAGAAAAGCAGUGGAGCAACACGUCCUGGGACCCACCAGGAUGAGCAACGUGCAGACUGUUACAGCCAAGCUGAGCAUUGCUGUAUGCAUUGGAUUUUUUGCUGCCUGGAGCCCAUAUGCCAUCAUUGCCAUGUGGGCAGCCUUUGGGUCAAUAGAGAGGAUUCCUCCACUAGCCUUUGCAGUACCUGCUGUUUUUGCUAAGUCUUCAACACUCUAUAAUCCAGUUAUGUAUCUUAUGCUAAAGCCUAAUUUCCGAAGCACUAUUGCCAAAGAUUUUGCUGUUCUCCAACAAUUAUGCAUCAAAACUUGUUUUUGUCUCAAGCAUGUACAGAGCUGCUCUUAUAGAUCAGUUAUGGAAGUCCACUCGAAAUCAUUUAAGGGAAGACAUGAAUCCAGCAGUAACUCCAUGCAGAUAGUAGAAGGAUGUUCUUAUUUUCCCUGUGAAAAGUGCAAUGAUACCUUUGAAUGCUUCAAGAACUACCCAAAGUGCUGCCACAACAGGCUAAGCACCAUGGAACACUCUCUUCAAGAAAACAUACCCUUGGAAAAUAAAAUUGAAUCGAAUGCAAAGCAUGCUUCUGAAAAAUAUGUAAAGGUUGUUGUCCGAGGAGAAAAAAGCGGUGAGAUUGAUAGUUUAGAAGUAACAUUAGAAAACAUACCUAUGGAUACUAGGUUUGUCAACCUCUAGAGUAUGUUUAAUCAAAUGCUCCAGGUAAUAAUUUAAUUGCACCAGACUUAAUGAAUGUAAAACUUUUCUAAGCACUACCCUAUUUUUAUACAGUUAUUUUUAUUUCCUUUUUACCCAUGGGAGAACGAAGUAAUGCAGCAUAAAUAUGUUUAAAAGCGUAUUUGACUUUCAUCAUGUCCACAACCAUACCUAUGUGCAUUCAGAACAAAUUGUGUACUACUGCAUUUCAUUCGCUUCUGAUUUUUUUGAGUUUCAGAACUUAUGUCCUUUGCUUCACAGAAGCAAACCACUUCAUACUUGUGAGGCUUUUCUGCAAAGCAUUAAUCCUUCAGAUGCUUGGUAAAUAUAUUUUAUAUGCUGCAUAUUCAGCAAAAAGUUUGGUCUAGGUUGGAUUUUCUGAGUGCUCUUUCAGAGAAGGUA
Molecule: messenger RNA, 2302 nt
Organism: Lacerta agilis (Sand lizard)
Lineage: Eukaryota; Metazoa; Chordata; Lepidosauria; Squamata; Lacertidae
Product: opsin-5-like
Exons: 6
Coding region: 551-1882 (443 amino acids)
Biological process (GO): visual perception; G protein-coupled receptor signaling pathway
Cellular component (GO): membrane
Molecular function (GO): G protein-coupled receptor activity
Source: RefSeq, a predicted model, not a curated record